Messenger RNA from Sardina pilchardus (European sardine), 2725 nucleotides. RefSeq names its product coiled-coil domain containing 6a (gene ccdc6a). The record is from RefSeq and is a predicted model, not a curated record. The transcript has 9 exons. Bases 114 to 1478 code for a protein of 454 amino acids. NCBI's taxonomy places the organism in Eukaryota, Metazoa, Chordata, Actinopteri, Clupeiformes, Clupeidae.
CCUGCAAGUGCGGUCACUGUAGUUGGUAUUCCCCGGCGUAUCCCCAAACCCAACGCCAGUCUAGCUGCCGUUCAGUUGCUUGGCCUGCCCGUCUAGUCUCGCACAAUACGGUGAUGGCGGACAGCGAGAGCGAUACUGAUGGAGCCGGGAGCAGUUCUGCUACCCCUAUGUCCUCUACCGCCUCGACAUCCAGCAAGCCGGGAAUACUGAUAUCCCAGUUUCGCCUGGAAGAGCUGACGAACCGCCUGGCCUCGCUACAGCAAGAGAACAAAGUGCUGAAAAUCGAGCUGGAAACGUUCAAACUCAAAUGCAAAUCACUGCAAGAGGAGAAUCGAGACUUGCGAAAGGCUAGCGUUACCAUUCAAGCCAGAGCAGAACAAGAAGAAGAGUUCAUCUCUAACACGCUGUUUAAGAAGAUCCAGGCCCUGCAGAAGGAGAAGGAGACUCUGGCUGUCAACUAUGAGAAAGAAGAGGAGUUCCUCACCAAUGACCUCUCACGGAAGCUUAUGCAGCUCCAGCAUGAGAAGGCGGAGCUGGAACAGCACCUGGAGCAGGAGCAGGAGUUCCAGGUGAACAAGCUCAUGAAGAAGAUCAAGAAGCUGGAGAACGACACCAUCUCCAAGCAGCUCACGCUCGAGCAGCUGCGGAGAGAGAAGAUUGAUCUGGAGAACACAUUGGAGCAGGAGCAGGAAGCCCUGGUCAACAGACUGUGGAAGCGCAUGGACAAGCUGGAGGCAGAGAAGAGGAUUCUUCAGGAGAAGCUGGACCAGCCGGUCUCGGCUCCGCCGUCGCCACGGGACAUCUCCAUGGAGGUGGACUCCCCCGAGAACAUGAUGCGCCACAUCCGCUUCCUCAAGAGCGAGGUGGAGCGCCUCAAGAGGGGUCUCCGCACCACCGAGAUGCAGCACACGGAGAAGCGUGCCCAGUACAUCGAGGAGGAGCGGCACAUGCGCGAGGAGAACAUCCGUCUGCAGAGGAAGCUGCAGAGAGAGAUGGAGCGCAGGGAGGCGCUGUGCAGACAGCUGUCCGAGAGCGAGAGCAGUCUGGAGAUGGACGACGAGAGGUAUUUUAACGAGAUGUCUGCCCAAGGCCUGCGGGCUCGGACCGUCUCCAGCCCCAUCCCCUACACACCCUCCCCCAGCUCUAGUCGCCCCAUCUCCCCCGGUCUGUCGUACGCCAGCCACACAGUGGGCUUCACUCCUCCAGCCACCCUGAGCAGAGCCCCCCUCCCCCACUACACACCCCCGGGCCUGCACGUCCACCCCGGCUCCUCUCACGGCAUCCAGAGGCCUUCCCCACGGAGAAGCAACAGUCCAGACAAGUUCAAGCGCCCCACCCCUCCCCCGUCGCCCAACACGCACUCUGGGGCGCAGCAGCACCCUCUGCCCCCCCCACCACCCCAGCCCAUGGUCCAGUCGCCCACGGCGCCACCAGCUAGCACACAACAGCACCCGCUGCAAGCACCCUCUCAGCCUUAAUGCAUGCACAGGACUCCGCUACGCUAGGCUAGGCUAAGCUAAGCUAGGCUACUUAGGCUAGGCUAGGCUAGUGCAGCGAUAUUGCAGUAACUCAUUUGGGGGGGGGGGGGGGGGGGGGAGUCGUCGGCAAGGCUGGGGACAGGAACAGGAGUUUGGUUUCUGGCGUGGCACUGAAACGGGCUGACUUGUUAUGUGCAAGUCGGCAGACUGGGACUCGUGUUUUUUGUUUGUUUUGUUUUAUUUUGUUUUGUUUGUUUCUUUCUAUUAGGCCUCUUUUGUUUAACACACAAAAAAAGAAAGGACAAAAAAGUGUCUACAGUAUUUUGUUUGUGUGUUGUUGUGUAUAGGAGUUUUGGGCGGGACUUACUUAACUUACUGCUAGUCAGAUAUGCGCUUGUGUUCAGAAGAAUUACCUGGGAACAACACACACACAAAACACAUACAUAUUCUCUCUCUCUCUCUCUCUCUCUCUCUCUCUCUCUCUCUCUCUCUCUCUCUCUCUCUCUCUCUCUCUCUUUUUCUUUCUCUCUCUCUCUCUCUCUCUCUCUCUCUCUCUCUCUCUCUCUCUCUCUUCCCCCCUCUCUCCUCUACAGCUGCAGCCAGUAAGUAGUCCCACCUGGAAGGCGAGACACUACUCUCAUUCUCGUGUGCCAUCACUCAGUACAAACCUAACGCAUCAGCCAGCGCCUGCGUCCUUCCCUCCCAGCCUCCCUCAUCACCCCAUCAAUCGCACUUCUCCCGUCGGGUGGGAGUUCUCAUUCAGAACAGGCCAUACCAGCAGAACACGCAGGACGGCACGUGUUCCGUACGGAAUUCUCUUAACGGUCAUUAUUACAGAGCAUGUAGAGCUUUGAUUCUGGAAUGGCGGCUUUUAAGAGCCUGCUAACUUAGGGGGGAAGGUUGAGGUGUUUUGUGAGGAUAGUUCUGAAAGCAUUGUGUGCGGAGUGUCCUAACCCUACCUUCUGCGUGUGGUACGGAGGUUACGUGCGGUUCUAGAGGGGUUGGAGGUUCUAGCGGAGGAGGAGGUUCAGGUACAGAACCUGUGUGUGUGUGUGCGGGCGGGGGCGGUGUGUGUCGUCGCUUCAGGCGGCCUAAGCCCUCCAUCGCACACCACAGACGAGCGAAACGUCAGCCCGCCAAGCGAAGGCCCUCAUUUUACUCUUAAGUGUUAUAUGAACAUGUUCAACAGGAACAGUCCUGUUCAAGAAAUUAACCUCCAUAUGAUUAAAAAGCGUGUAAAGUUAAAA